AUGAUGUUAGCAGAACUCGAUUUCUUCAAAACCUGCCUCCAUACAAUCACCGUUAUUGCUUUCCCACUACACGUGCUCGGCUGUUACUGUAUUUUAUUCAAGACCCCAAAUACACCGAGUUCCGUGAAAUGGCCACUAUUCAAUCUUCACUUUUGGUCUAUGCUGUUUGAUUGGUCGAUCACUAUUCUGACAGUUCCCGUAUUAUUGUUUCCAGCGUUGGCUGGAUGCCCAGCGGGUGUUCUCACCAUAUUGUUUAAUGUUCCUGCUGUUGUACAAACUUAUUCGGUGUUGACCAUGUGUAUCGGUGAGUCAGUGUGA
This is a messenger RNA of Caenorhabditis remanei, 318 nucleotides long. RefSeq lists its product as uncharacterized. NCBI's taxonomy places the organism in Eukaryota, Metazoa, Nematoda, Chromadorea, Rhabditida, Rhabditidae. The record is from RefSeq and is a predicted model, not a curated record. The transcript has a single exon. Bases 1 to 318 code for a protein of 105 amino acids.